UACUUGAAGGGUUCAGGUUUCAGUUAGAUUCCCACAGCUGAGCCGGAAUAUGGUCUUAAAAUUGUGAUUGUUAUUUCUAGAAGAAUAAGAAGCUUGUCCUCCAAUCCGACUGAAAAAAUUACAAUACAGGUUCCAUUCAAUGAAGGAUUGUUAAAAAAUGAAGUCCUCUAUUUCUCGAGCAAGAUUACAAAACUCACUUAAUUCAGUCAAAGUUAGAUAUGCAUUAAGAUUAAUUAUGGUUAUUGCAGUGAUUCUUGUUCUUUUGUAUAAACUACGUGAAAAACAAGCUAUAACAGACAAAGUUAGAGAAAGUGAUGGACCUGUAGCAAUAGUGAUUGAUCAAAACAAUGUCAAGCAUGUUUAUGAUAGCCAGACGCAUCCAUUAAUCUUCAUAGGUGGACAUCCUCGAUCAGGGACUACACUAAUGAGAGCUAUGUUAGAUGCCCAUGAAUUUGUUAGAUGUGGUGAAGAAACAAGAAUUCUACCCCAUCUUAUAUCUUUGCGGAGAAUAUUCGAGGAGCCAGGGGAGCGACCAAGAUUAAUACAAGGAGGGAUAUCAGAUAGAAUAAUCCAUCGAGCAAUGGCUGCUUUUACCCUUGAGACAAUAGCUCAGCAUGGACCACCUCCUAAAGUUCUAUGCAACAAGGAUCCUCUUUUGUUAAACAAUGGAGAGUAUGUGUCAAAGCUAUUCCCUAAAUCUAAGUGGUUGUUCAUGGUUAGAGAUGGUAGAGCUGUUGUACACUCUAUAGUCACAAGAAAAAUAACAAUAAGUGGGUAUAGCAAUGACAACCCUGAGGAGGCUUUAGAGAGUUGGAAUGCUGCUGUUUCAAAAAUGGACAAUCAAUGUGAACUAGUCGGUCAUAGUAGAUGUAUGAAAGUGCAGUAUGAACAACUAGUUCUUCAUCCUCGAAGCAGCAUGGAAAAAAUACUCAAAUUCUUAAAUUUGCCCUGGGAUGAAACUGUUCUACAUCAUGAAUUAUUUGUUAACAAGGGAGGAGAACAUGGUAUCCGAGUAUCAAACAGAGAAAGAUCAUCGGAUCAAAUUAUCCAACCUAUAAAUAUCGGGGCUUUGACAAAAUGGGUUGGUUACUACUCCCAGGAUAUCCUGGAUAGAAUGCCAUUGAUUGCACCAAUGCUGCCCCACCUUGGUUAUGAUCCGUUAGAAAAUCCACCAGUCUUUGGUGAACCUGAUGUUGAAGUUCAGAACAUAACAAGGGAAUUGGAACUUCAGAAGAAUCUGUGGGAAGAAAAAGCUCAACUGAUGUUAUCAGAAAUGGAUAAAAAUAAAUGAUUUUUGUGCAGCUCCUAAUGUUUUUAUUUGUAAAUAUCUGAUAUUUUUUAUGAUUUUAAUAAAUUUUUUGUUAAU
Messenger RNA from Eurytemora carolleeae, 1366 nucleotides. Its product is annotated as protein-tyrosine sulfotransferase. Gene Ontology annotation, molecular function: protein-tyrosine sulfotransferase activity. Gene Ontology annotation, cellular component: Golgi apparatus. The transcript has 7 exons. The coding region runs from base 158 to 1291 and encodes 377 amino acids. NCBI's taxonomy places the organism in Eukaryota, Metazoa, Arthropoda, Copepoda, Calanoida, Temoridae. Gene Ontology annotation, biological process: peptidyl-tyrosine sulfation. The record is from RefSeq and is a predicted model, not a curated record.